GUUUCUCAUACAUGCGGAUGAAGUAUCUCUUCAUCUCUUGGUUAGUAGUAUUUAUUGGCAGCUGGGUUAUGUAUGUUCAAUACUCCACCUACACAGAACUAUGCAGAGGACAUGACUGUAGGAAAAUAAUAUGUGAUAAAUACAAGACUGGCGUUAUUGAUGGGUCAGCAUGUAGCAGUCUUUGUGCUAAAGAAACAUUGUAUUUUGGAAAAUGUUUGUCAACCAAGCCCAAUAACCAGAUAUAUUUAGGAAUCUGGGGAAAUCUGCAAGGUGUUAUAAAAUGCCAGAUGGAAGAAGCUGCUCAACUCGAUUUUGGUACUGAUCCAGAACCCAGGAAGGAAAUAGCCCUAUUUGAUAAACCGACAAGAGGAACCACUGUUGAGAAAUUCAAAGAAAUGGUAUAUGGUCUUUUUAAAGCAAAAUUGGGUGAACAAGGAAACCUUUCAGAAUUGGUUAAUCUCAUCCUGUCUUUUGCUGAUGGAAACAAAGAUGGUAGAGUUUCUUUGCCAGAGGCGAAAUCUGCAUGGGCACUUCUCCAGCUAGAUGAGUUUCUGCUAAUGGUGAUCUUGCAGGAUAAAGAACAUACUCCCAAACUGAUGGGAUUUUGUGGGGACCUCUAUGUGACCGAAAGAGUUGAAUAUACCUCCCUCUAUGGAAUCAGCCUUCCAUGGAUUAUAGAACUUUUCAUUCCCUCCAGCUUCAGAAGAAACAUGGACCAAUGGUUUACUCCAUCGUGGCCAAGAAAGGCAAAAAUAGCUAUAGGGCUUUUAGAAUUUGUGGAAGAUAUUUUCCAUGGACCUUACGGAAACUUUCUUAUGUGUGAUACAAGUGCCAAAAACUUGGGAUAUAAUGAUAAAUAUGAUUUGAAGAUGAUGGACAUGAGAAAAAUUGUGCCAGAAAUGAAUUUGAAGGAAAUAAUUAAAGAUCGUCAGUGUGAAUCAGAUUUGGACUGUAUUUAUGGUACAGACUGUAGAACUCUCUGUGACCAAAGCAAAAUGAGGUGUACCACAGAAGUAAUUCAGCCAAACUUGGCAAAAGCCUGUCAGCUACUUAAAGACUAUCUGCUUCGUGGUGCUCCUUCUGACAUCCAUGAAGAACUAGAAAAACAACUGUACUUGUGUAUUGCCCUUAAAGUCACAGCAAAUCAGAUGGAAAUGGAGCAUUCUUUAAUACUCAAUAACUUAAAAACUUUACUGUGGAAGAAAAUUUCCCAUACAAAUGAUUCUUAGCUUCUCCACCAGCAGAAGAGAAUACUGAUGCCUGCCACUAGAGGUGGCCUACCACAUUUGAUAAAAAUAAUCUGCGGCAUUUUUCAAAGACAUUUCUUUACUCAGAUUUCAUGAAUGGCUCUUUGACUCCUGCCC
Antrostomus carolinensis (chuck-will's-widow) is the source of this 1364-nucleotide messenger RNA. It is a transcript of the gene DIPK1A, whose product is annotated as divergent protein kinase domain 1A. Lineage: Eukaryota; Metazoa; Chordata; Aves; Caprimulgiformes; Caprimulgidae. The coding region runs from base 12 to 1229 and encodes 405 amino acids. The record is from RefSeq and is a predicted model, not a curated record. The transcript is spliced from 4 exons.